CUCAAACAGUUGGGUAUACAUCCGGACUGGCAAUUCGUAGAUGUUUAUGGUAUGGAACCAGAACUGCUUAGCAUGGUGCCAAGACCUGUCUGUGCAGUGCUACUUCUCUUUCCAAUAACAGAGAAGUACGAAACCUUCAGAACAGAAGAAGAAGAGAGAAUAAAAGCUAAGGGGCAAGAUGUCAAAUCAUCAGUGUAUUUCAUGAAGCAGACCAUUAACAAUGCUUGUGGAACAAUUGGGCUAAUUCAUGCUAUUGCAAACAACAGAGAUAAAAUGAACUUUGAAACUAAUUCUUCACUGAAAAAGUUCCUAGAAGAUUCAUUAUCGAUGACUCCUGAGGAGAGGGCCAAAUAUCUAGAAACUUAUGAAGCUAUUCGUGUCACUCAUGAAUCCAGUGCCCAUGAAGGUCAGACUGAGGCACCAAGUAUAGAUGAAAAAGUAGAUCUUCACUUUAUUGCAUUAGUUAAUGUAGGUGGUCAUCUCUAUGAAUUGGAUGGGCGCAAGCCAUUUCCAAUAAACCAUGGGGAAACUAGCGACGAUUCAUUUUUAGAGGAUGCAAUAGAAGUUUGCAAGAAAUUCAUGGAACGUGACCCAGAAGAAUUAAGAUUUAAUGCAAUUGCACUGUCUGCAGCUUAAAAGCCUUUUCCAGUCGGGCUAAUCUAUUGCAAUGUAUUGUAACAAUAAAACCGUUGCCAUAUGUUAAUAAUACAAAUUUUGAUACUUCCCUAACAUGUUGAUUAACUGUAGCAUACGUGGAAUAAACUUUGCAUUUGUCAUUGCUA
Phalacrocorax carbo (great cormorant) is the source of this 782-nucleotide messenger RNA. Lineage: Eukaryota; Metazoa; Chordata; Aves; Suliformes; Phalacrocoracidae. The record is from RefSeq and is a predicted model, not a curated record.